Messenger RNA from Chelonoidis abingdonii (Abingdon island giant tortoise), 2060 nucleotides. RefSeq names its product exosomal polycystin 1 interacting protein (gene EPCIP). Lineage: Eukaryota; Metazoa; Chordata; Testudines; Testudinidae. The record is from RefSeq and is a predicted model, not a curated record.
UGUUGGCCUCUAGAAAACAUAAAAGAACAGCAAGUGCAAGACCACACAUUCCACCCUGCCUUGUAGAUUAACCAGCCUGUCAAACAAGAGCAAAGCAUCAGUAGGUAGAUAAGUGGACAGCCACACAGUGAAGAACCUCACAGACUAAACCUAGAAACGGAACAAAAGAGGAUAGCAAGUAGUUUUGGAGAUAAUGCUUCAUUUAAUACCAAGAUAUAGAACACAGCUUGUCACUAAACUAACUGUGAAACAGAAUCUUCCUGUGUUGACUGCAUGAGAGUAACAAAGGAAAGCAAAGCUCAGGUAAUGGCAAGUGAUAAGAAUCACUGAGUAAAAGAAGACAAGAUGCCUGGAAGCAUGAUGUCAGUAUCCUGCCAUAAGCACCAUUUCCUUUUGGUUGGCGUUCUUGGUUUCUGUCUUAACAGUUUUGUGAGAGGUCAGAAGAACACCACUCUGAUUUUCACCAAGGAAAAUACAAUUCGCAACUGCAGCUGUUCUGUUGAUAUCCGUGACUGUGACUACAGCUUGGCAAACCUCAUGUGCAGUUGCAAAACCAUCUUGCCUUAUACAAUUGACAGAGCCAGGUACCACAGUGACCUAACAAUUUGGUUCACAGAUACAACCGUGCUUGGAAUGCUGUUGAACUUUACAGUGGUGCACUACCUGAAGCUUUCACUCUGUGGCUCCACUCCUCUACCAAGAGAAUACCUGGCCAUUUUGGGAUUGCAAAAGCUGCAAAUAAACAGUGAGGUUAAGGGCCAGUUUCUAGAGCAAAAUUUAACAAUCUACAAUAGCGGCGACAAUGAGAUGAGAGACAAACUGAAGGUGCUACACAAAGACAGGCAAAUGUUUUUGUAUAUUUCUAUCUUGGAUACAUCUCUUUUCAACAGGUAUUCUUUACUGAAGUCCUACAGUGUGGAAAAUGUCUCCAGCAUUACAGACCACUUUCCAAGUCUCCCAUAUUCUGAUAUAUUUUCAACUAUUAAUAACAAAAGCUAUGUUGUAACAUUCAUUUACUGAGCCAUGUUCAGCAACUUCAGCAGUACAGUAAGGGGGCACGUUAACCUGUCAAUAGAACAAGAUAUGGAACUUUUGCAAGUCUGUUGUGUUUGACCCAGAAAGGAGAGUAAGUGUGGGUCAGUUCUUACUGCACUCAAAAUGACACUGUGUGGGGUUCAAAAUAGUUUGAACACAGAGAAUUAAUUCUGUAACCUGUUUCUUAGAGAACAGAGAAAAUGUGUGACGAUCAAUUUUAAAAGUGAUGUAACUAAGUUUUCAAAAUGACUAAAUUAUUGUAUGGUAAAGAUUGAAAUAUGUUGAUUAAUUUCGUUAUGAAAUGUGCAUUAGUUGGGCAUAUGAAAACAUGACAAUGUACCUUUUGGGUAUAGAACUACCUAAUAAUAAUAACAACCCAUCUGUAAUGUGUUUUUACACAUUCUGCAAGAUAUAGUAAAUAUGUGAAAAAUAUAUAAGUAGUUUGAAUAGUAGUGAGUAUAGUUAUAUGUACUGAAUCUCUUAUCUUUUUACAUAAAAGUACAUGGACCUUUUUCAGUUAUAGUUUGAAAGCUCACACCAUUAUUUGCCUUGGAAAACCAUUAGGAUAGUGUAUGGAUGAGUAAUUAUGUCUCCUUAUGAAGGCUGUUUAAUUACUCCAGUGUUGUCUUAAUUUGGUUUAAUUAACACAAAACUUGGAGAUAGACAGGCUUCAUAUUAAUUAAAGUAGUACUGUUGGCUGCACAAACGCAGAAAUCUGACAGAACCUUUGGCACUAGCUCCAGCAGACCCUUUUAUAUAGGAUACCAAAGAUGAAUUGCCAGUGUCAUUCUGUUUUCACAAGAAGGCUAGGCUAAUUAUAUCACAUAUAUAAAGAAUAAUAAGUAUCUAGAACAGCAGAUCUUUACAGUCUUGUACUGCCAAUAAGGGAUUUCUAACAAAUCUUUCCCCCUUAGCUUGUGAUAACACCUGGGGGAGUGAUGGUGUUAAGGAACUGGGGAAUCUAUUAAUUUGUUUUCCCAUUUAAGAGAAAUCCUUUCUCAUAAAUAUAACCAAGAAAGAUGGCA